This is a messenger RNA of Dermacentor silvarum, 597 nucleotides long. Its product is annotated as histone-lysine N-methyltransferase SETMAR-like. Lineage: Eukaryota; Metazoa; Arthropoda; Arachnida; Ixodida; Ixodidae. Gene Ontology annotation, molecular function: nucleic acid binding. The record is from RefSeq and is a predicted model, not a curated record. The transcript has a single exon.
GAGUGAGGUAGUGUGCAGUGCUCUCAUUGGUUUUUUUAUUGCAAGGAAAAUGACCAAGCGACUGGAGCAGCACUUCUGCAUCAAAGUUUGCCGGAAAUUGGGCGACAGCCAAGUGGAAACCAUUCGGAAGAUUCAGACGGCUUUCGGUGAUGAUGCUAUGAGCAGCACACAGAUUAAGGAGUGGUACAACCGGUUUAAAGACGGCCGCACAUCGGUGUAGAGUUAGCCACGCUCCGGUUGGCCAUCAACAUGCCGAAAUGACCAGGUCACUGCCGAAGUGAACGCUGUGGUGAUGUGGGACCGUCUUGUGACUAUCCGAGAAAUUGUAGAAAAGGUGGGCAACAGCACUUUUUCUGCACAUUCCAUUAUGACCGAAGAUUUGGCCGUGAAGAGAGUUGCGGUGAAAUUCGUGCCGAAGCUGCUCAUGAUGGAGCAAAAGCAGCUUCGUGUUGAAGUCUCACAGGACAUGCUGGAUUCCACAAACAGUGACCCCGACUUCAUGAACACCAUAAUCACUGGUGACGAGUCUUGGGUGUACGGGUACGACCCGGAAACCAAAUCCCAGUCGUCAUAGUGGAAGCAUUCCACGUCACCAAG